AUAGUUUUGGAAAUAUUUGGGAAAUUUAUUACAUACAUGGGUUCAUUUUCUGCAAAUUAGGCCAACCGCAUAAUUCAUUUCUGUAAUUUAUAAAACCAACUUACCAAGACUUGCGGACCACCCACCCCGCGCUAAACUGGUGUGUGUCAAAGGCACGCUCACGUUUUUUUUCUUCAUUAUGACUUAAAAGAUCAAUUAACCUGAUAAUUACGAUUUAGUAACAUUGUGAUAUACUGACUAGAAUCAAGUUAAAAUGGCUUCUGAUCACUAUUCAAGGGAAUCAAGAUAUGGUACUGAAAGAUCUGGCCGAAAAUCAACCUCUCGUGACGACAGAGGUCGAAGAAGGGCUCGAAAUAGAGAGGACAUCCAGAUGGAAACGAGCACUGACAGGAUUUCAAGACCUCGGAAAAGAACUCGUGAACCAUCUCCCUAUUCCGCUCCUAAGCGGAGACGAUCUAGAUCAGACGAAUCACGUCGAGACCUGAGACAUGAAGAUCCACAAGAUGCAGAUAGAUUUGAGGUCCGAUACUCGCGGAAACAUGACUCAAGGUCAGCGAACUACGACAAGCAUUAUGAGGAUAGAGAAUUGACGAGACGGGACGGAAGUAGAAACAGACGAGAUCAGAGAUAUAGUAGGGAUGAAAGGUAUUGUGGUCCAGACCAAUCUUAUCGCGGAGAAUCGCGUAGAAAAGAAAGAUAUCCGGAGAACAGAAGGGAUUCCCGUCGUCUACAGUCGCGGGACUUAGAGAGACGAAACGACUAUGAUGAACGGCAUAGAGAGGAAGAUUAUUCGCGGAGAACAGAGCGAAAAGGAUCGAAUGGUCAGGACAAGAGUAGAAAUUUUAAGAGGUCCCGUAGUCGAUCUUACAGAGGCAAUACGAAACGAAGCAAGCGUGACUCUCGUCCUCUAGUCGAAGAUGAUGAAGAAGGCCAUCUUAUAUUUAAAAAAGGAGAUAUAAUUCAGGGCAGGUAUAAGAUUCUGGAUGAGUUGGGUGAAGGAACUUUUGGCAAGGUAGUCAAGUGUGACGAUAUGAGUAGAAAGAAAAUACUUGCGAUUAAAAUCAUAAAGAAUGUGAAGAAGUAUCGGGACGCUGCUAAGCUUGAGAUCAAUGUGUUGAAUAAGCUGGCUGAGAAGGACCCGGAUAGUAGGUUUAAGUGUGUCCAGAUGUACGACUGGUUUGAUUAUCACGGACACAAAUGCAUCGCAUUCCAGCUUCUCGGAAAGAGUGUGUUUGAUUUCCUUAAGGAUAACAACUAUGAACCCUAUCCUCUGGAGCAUGUGAGAAGUAUUGCUUACGAACUCUGCCUUUCCGUCAACUUUAUUCACACUCAAAGGUUAACGCACACAGAUCUCAAACCUGAGAAUAUUCUGUUCUAUGACAGCAGUAAAACCAAGAAGGAUAAAAAGACAAAACGAGAUAUCCUGCUCAACCCGGAGAUCAGAUUAAUUGAUUUCGGUAGUGCAACAUUUGAACAUGAACACCACUCAUCUAUUAUCCAAACACGACAUUACAGAGCUCCGGAGGUUAUUCUCAAACUAGGUUGGAAUCAUUCUUGUGACAUUUGGUCUGUUGGGUGUAUUGUUUUCGAACUUGCCCUUGGAUUCAUGUUGUUUGACACCCAUAGCAGCCAGGAGCAUCUUGCCAUGAUGGAACGUAUACUCGGAACUAUACCACAGCAGCUAGCAGCAAAUUCAGGGUCCCCAUACUUCAAGAAAGGAGUACUAGAAUGGAACCCUGAGUCUAAGGAAGGAAGAUACGUGAGGAGGAAGGUAAAACCUUUGGAGCGGUAUAUUCCUCGUGAGUUCAGAGAGAACAGAGAUUGGAACGAUAUGUUUGAUCUGAUCAAGAGGAUGCUAGAAUACGAUCCUGUACAUAGAAUCACACUCCCACAAGCUAUGGAGCAUCCAUUUCUUGAAAAAAUUGCUCUUAGAAAACCCUCUCGGUCUAGUAGUGGAUACGCCUCCAGAUAAUUGAUGCAUCUCUUUUCUUCAUAUAAAAAAACUGUUCAGCUGUAAAUACUUUUCUAGAAAUUUUAUGUUUCUAAAUAUUAAACACAUUUUAAAAACGUGUUUAGAACGUGAAUUUAUUUCUAGAUUUAAAUACAUUUUUGUUAUCGCAUACUCUAUUUAAAAAUGAUCAAUUGCAUUACUUGAAAUAUUAAGUUCAUGCUAUUUUUACUUAUUAUUUUCGUACACUGGGAAGGAAAUACACAUUAAGAUAAUUAUUAUAUUUCUAGAUGGAUAUAAACUUUGCAUAUAUACAUCUAGUUGAUGAUGAAAUAUCUAGCGACUUAACAAAAAUCUCCAAAUAAUAUACUGAACAAUAUGUAUCAAGUGGUAUCAUUCAAUUAUUUUCUAAUAUUUAAACCCUAAAUCCUAGAAAAAGAACAAAGUUACUUUAACAAAUCUAGAUUUAUGUUUGAUAAACUUCAUGAAAAUAAGGAUAAUUUUUAUUAUAUCGUAUUUUAUCUCAAAAUAAGGACUUUUUCUAUUUAAAAAGAUAAAAUGUCUUGUCAGUUACCAACUUACACUUUUAUUGACAAAUUACAUUUAACAGACCUUGAAAACGAAAAGGAAUAUACUACUUAUGGUUUGUAUUUCAUGAAUACCAUAAAUACUGCCCCACGGGCCCACAGGAUUUAACAUGCAUGCAAUACGGAACCUGAAACUAGUUAAGGACUUUUAAAUUGAUCUUAAUGUUUUUUUACUAUUCUAAAUUGAAUUAUAAAAAUGAAUUUCUGAACAAGUUUUGCCUCUCGCUUUAAAAGCUUAAGUUGUUUUCUGAAUUUCGCUAAAAGUUUUAUUCCUUGAGUCCUUGAAUGCCUCUCUCUUCUCACGGGGGCAGUAAAAGAACAACUGGACAAUAAAAUAAAAUAAAAAUA
Molecule: messenger RNA, 2883 nt
Organism: Eurytemora carolleeae
Lineage: Eukaryota; Metazoa; Arthropoda; Copepoda; Calanoida; Temoridae
Product: dual specificity protein kinase CLK2
Exons: 9
Coding region: 254-1972 (572 amino acids)
Biological process (GO): protein phosphorylation
Cellular component (GO): nucleus
Molecular function (GO): protein kinase activity; ATP binding
Source: RefSeq, a predicted model, not a curated record